This is a messenger RNA of Dinoponera quadriceps, 11581 nucleotides long. RefSeq names its product lysosomal-trafficking regulator (gene mv). Gene Ontology annotation, biological process: intracellular protein localization. Lineage: Eukaryota; Metazoa; Arthropoda; Insecta; Hymenoptera; Formicidae. Gene Ontology annotation, cellular component: cytosol; membrane. The coding region runs from base 851 to 11227 and encodes 3458 amino acids. The transcript is spliced from 38 exons. Gene Ontology annotation, molecular function: protein kinase binding. The record is from RefSeq and is a predicted model, not a curated record.
CGCGUCUCAGCAGCCGAACGACCAUUCGACGCAUCCUGAGGAGUCCCACCCCGACGACCGGCUUCGUUUAGCUUGCUGACAGAUCCAGUUGCCUCUACAGGCCAAAGGUACAUGAUUCAUAAGUUUUUUCGUCACGGCUGAGAGAAAGCGAUUGACGGCGCCGGAACGGGAGGCUCGACCACCGAUUUCCCCUUCCUCGUGAACAGUCGCUACAUGACACGCACCCUGAGAACUCGUCGACGGCACGAGCUACGAACGGGAGAAGCGUAUUCAUUCGUUGACGCGCGCGGGUGAGCACCGGAGGGGACCCUUGUGUUAGGGUCGAUCGCACCGGCGCGAUAAACUCGAUCAAACUCGGACAGAAUGGGCGAGCAGUGACCGGAGGAAAGUUGAUCGUCGUUUGUAAGGCGUCAGGCCGCUGGGAGUUCGCUUUUCAUUCCGAAACAUCGACGAUUGAAGCUUCAGCUUAACCGUAGCGUCGAACUGUUCGCGACGAGCGAUAACGUCGAGCCAGGCGUCGCGAAGAACACGAGAGCAAGUCAGCAGAUAAGACCGUCGCCGAUGGUAGGGCCGACGUUGUAUCGGUGAUUCCUCACGUCGUCUCUCUUCCCGCAUCUCGUUGCGAAAUCAGUGGCGGCGGCGGUGGUGCUGGUGGUGUUCUGGUGGUGGUGGUUGGCCAGAGUAGUGCUGGUGGUGGUGACGAGAAGGACGGCGGCUGUAGAGCGGCGGUGACGUCGAGGAAUAACCUACGUGCCCGGGGUUACUGCUCUCCGCUCUGUCCUCCAUAGAUUCCGAAGCUUCCCCGCGGAAGGCCGUAGAAAACCGGACGAUCAGUCGCGAAUACGUGGGAAUGUUAUGUGAUAAAGUUACUUGGCCGAAGGAUGCACGCCGAAAGCAGCACGGGGAUACCCUGUGCGCAUGGUUGAGUCUGGACGAAGUGGCCAGUUAUGAGGAGGAUGCGCGCUUGAAGACCGAGGAGCCGGACGAAGAGGACGAGAAGGAGUGCGAGGAACUUUCAGGAAUGUCUUCGGCGUCGGUCAACAAGCUGCAGAUCCUGUGGGACCAUUUCAUCCACGCUGAGCCACAGAGUUACGAGAAGUCAUCCUGGCUCGAUAUAUUUCUGGCGGAGUUGCUCGCGCAAAUUAAAGAGGGCAGAGACGUGAAGGACGUACUGUCAUUUUGCUCGGUGGGCGGCGGCGGCGUCUCCACCCUCGUGGCCUGCGAGCUGCUGUCGGACGUGCACGAGUUGUGCGCGAGAAGGGACGACUAUGGCGAGCUCGUCGGUUUGCGAAAGUACCUGGCCCAGGAUCGCGGCUGGCGCUGCUUGGCAGUGUUGCACUUACUCGGCGAACGCGGCCUGUCCUGCGGUCGCGAGCUGGUCGCGCUGUUGGUCGCGCUCUAUCCGGUCGCGUUGCAGGACGGAUCGGACGGACCGGCGCGGGAGACCGGCUCGCCGACGCGCAACCAGUACGUGAGAUUCCAUUGCAACGACGACACGGUCGACACGGUGGAGAUCGUGCCGCACAUCGCGAAGCGGAAGAACGUCAAGUCCGGCCGGCCGGCGUACGAGGGCACCGCGCCUUUCGGACGCAGGAGGUCGUCUCGCAGACACGUGGUCGGCACGAAGCUGCCGGCGCACCACAAGCAGCAGAAGUCGCUGAUCGCGGAUCGACGCGACACGCCGGGUGCGACCAGCAGCGAGUCCGACCCGGUGACGGACGGCAUCGAUCAGGCCCGCUCUCUCACCCUGAAGAUUCGCUUGAACCCCAUGGACUUCGAGUACUUCACGUCGGUGGUCAGAAGCGGCGACGAGGAGCAGAGAUGGCCGGCCGAACUCUACGAGCUGCCGCCGCGUCCUGUGAGGAAGACACCGCGCGACUACAUAGACGAGAGGAUCCGGGACGUGCUGGACGCUCGGAUCAGCAACUUCGAGAUCAGUCUGUUGAUCAUACAGCUGCUGCAGGGCCUGCGCGACUACGACACGCCUGCCGAGCAAACGCCGGCCGUGCAGGUGCUGAAGUUCGCCUUGGACACCUUGUGGUCCCUGCAGUUCGGCAUUGACUGCAACAAUCUGAGCGGUACCGAGUGCGCGACCUUGAAGGCUGCCGCUGCGAGGCUCAUGCUGACGGCCUUGGAACGCGCUCUGAGGGCCGACGAGCCCACCACGGCGGUGAUUCACAACGGUUUGCUGCCGAUGACCCUGAGAUUGCUGGAGGACGCCUGCAGCAAGCCGGUGAACGUGCUGGAGCCGGAGGAGGGUUCGCUCCUGCAGGAAUUCAUCUUCGGCACCAUAUACGGGAUCGUCACGUUCCUCUACUGCCUGUUGCACCAACGCAGCGGCCACGUCGACAAACUGUCGGACUUCCUCGAGCUCUUCCAGCUCUUCGUCGAGAGCCAAGAGGGCAAGCUCGUCGAGAGAACCGUCUUCAAGAUCGUCGACCUGCCGAGCGUCGAUCCCGCCAAGUCGAUUAUGCGCGCUAAGAAGAUCAUCGACAUGAUAGGCGCGCUGACCAGCGGUCUGAAGCGCAUCCGGCGCGACCUCUCGCACGCCACGCAGUGCCACAGGUCGAAGCACAAGUCCUGCAUCGACAACAUUCAGAGCCACCAUCACUCGGACGUGCUCGGCACGCCGUACUCUCAGCCCAUCGUCGGCGUUGUCAACAAGCAAGUGUGCUGCAUCUCCUCUCUGUUCGCGACGCUCAUGGGUCUGCUGAAGCAGUCCCACUUGUUCGUGAGCGAGCUGCAAGUGAGACUGAUCAAGGUGAUCACCGCCGCCGGCACGUGCUGCUGCUUCCCGCCGAAGAUACUCGUCUCGAGUAUCGUGGCCUUCCUCAAGAAGCGCGAUAUCUCGACCUACGCGCCCGCCGUCGCGUUCUUGGAGCGCACCCUCUUCAAGGAACUGGGCGCUUACCCGGUGACGGACGCGUGCAGCACUUGCGACAGGUCGGCGGAUUACUCCUGGGACUUCCUCGAGAUGUACGUGGACCUGUUGAGCCCAGCCGACCCGAAACUCUGCUACGUCGUGAUGGCGCAUCUGCUCAAAGUCACGCCCAGCUCCAGGUACCACGUGCGGGAGCAGCUCCUCCUCAAGGUCUUCUACUCGACCUUCCUGCGCGCCAAAGCGUGCUACGCGGCGUCCGACGACGGCGGCGACUCGACGGCCAAGUUCCUCCUGCAGUCCUGCAUAUCCAUCAUGUCCUGCUUGAUCGUGAACGCGCAGAUGUGCGAGAGAUUCGUGGAGUUGGACGGACUGCGCGAGGUAUUGACCCUGAUGCCGGACCAACUGUUCACCAGGAGUGUGUACGCUCUCUUGGAGGUCACCGUGACUAUCGAGAUUUGGCGGAGCCAUUGCGAGGAGGUCGGUUACUCGGAAAGCACGGAGAUGCUCGCGACGAGAUCCCUCUUCGAGUCUCUCGACAGGGAGACGAACGAACUGCUGGUGAACUUGCGGUACAUCGAGGAAGGGAAGGCCGAUCGAAGGCGAGGCGAGGAUACACCCGACGUGCGCCCCGACGACCGGGGGAUCAAGCUGCGAGCUGCUCUCGUCGGGGAUUUCAACAUUGACGAGACAACGGCUGGUGGUGCGACAACCGCACCGGAGUUCUCCGAAACCGAUACCCGUCUUUCCGAACAAUUAGAGAACAAGACUGAUGCGACAGGUGUCGCGGUAGUGUCGGACGCGUCCCAGGAUCUUCACGCUCUCGCAGAGGAGGACGUCCGAGUGAACAGUACCGACGACGCGAACGUGACCGGAAAAUUCAGCCUGUAUCAAGCCAGCGCAGCGUGGAGGGCUGCCGCGGGCGUAGCGCUGUGCAGCCCCAAGUUCCGCGUCGAAUUGUCCGCGCAUCCAGUAUCGAUGAAACUGCUGCAUCUGUUCAAACUGUUAGCCGUAGACAUCGUGACGGACAGUAUUGAAGAUACCACUAAAUCGGCGCAUAAGCUGUUCGAGGCCCUGAUUACGUGUUGUCUGACAUCUCCGUUGUAUGAUCGCGUUUUAGUCAUGGAAUUAGGAAAGGCGUUGAUGAACACCGGGAUAAUGCUUGGUCGCGGAAUAGCUGUGAUAGUGGACGCGUUGUUGAAAGUCUCCAUGUUGAAGCCAGCUCAGGAGAAUAGCGUGCCGCAACAACCGCGUCCCAGACUACCGAUUAUGUCGUUGGAGAGUCUGCCAGAUUACGGUGCGGAAGACAGCAGUACCGGCGAGUACGUCACUGCUGACGACGGGUACGAGGCGGACAUCGAGGUGCCCGGGAGAAAUCCCAACAGCAGCGUCUCCAAGAAAAGCAGCCCCCUCGGGUCCGUGGUGGAGCCAAGAGGUCACGCUAAUGCGCACCCCGCUCUGUGUUCCUUGGCGAUCGAUCUAUUGAUUCACUUCAGCGAGCAGGGUUUGGAUCUCGAGAGAGCGUCCGUGAUAACCGGCGGGUUGCGACGGGUUGCUGUCACCUGUCGAGAAAGCGCCUCAAGUUGCGCCGCACUCGCGGCCUCCGGCACCAUCACGAAGAUAUUGAACGGCUUUAGGAACAUAUUCACCAACAACGAUCCGCGAUAUCGAGAUCUGCAGCACGCGGCAUUGGAAGUGUUCACGCUGUUGGCCACGCAAUCCAUUUCGCCGGCGGAACUGGUCUCGUAUCUGUCUUUCUUCAAAGUGUCGAGGCCGCCGCUCUUGCCGUUGCUGGAGCCGUUGUAUCACUUGGUAAUGGCGGCGCGACCACAGCCGAACUUCAUUCUGUCGUUCCCCGUGCGGUGCAGCGCGAAGAACGGCAACACAUCGCCGAAGGUCCAAACGGAGGAGCACAAGAAUCUGGAGAAGGCGGAGAAUCUCGUGAACAAUUUCAGGAAGAAGCAUCUCGCGUCCGGCAUUUGCAGUCCUUGGUCUGUGCACGCGACGUGCCUGCCCGUCGGCCCGGAACUCGCCUGGCCAGUGUGGCUGCACGGUUGCUCCGUCUCGAUGUGGCUCAGGGUGGAAAGAGGCCUGCCCACCGGCGGCAGAACAACCGCCUACGGCACUUCACCGUUGCUCGACUCGGACAGCGACAGCCUGUCCGACUGGGGUGUUCUUUCGGACAAUUGGAAUCGAGAAGUUAUAGCUGGCUCCGUGUCGCCGCCCACGCCAACGUCGAUAAUACACUUGAUGUCCAUCGGCUUCGAAUCGUUGGUCCUGGAAACCUGGCUCGAUCUCAAAUCAGAUAAAUUAAUCUUACGUCUCACUCGACCGGACGACAAGAUGAAUCGAACGAUUUCUGAAACUUCGAUAAACGGCAUGCUCCCUUCGGGACGUUGGCAUCACUUGACUCUAAAUUUCAAAGACACCGUGUUGAAUAAGCGCAGUGCUGUGGUCGAAGUGACACUUUGGGUGGACGGUUGGCGAGAGAUCAAUGCUCAAUUGCCGUUUGACGGUUUACUGGUGAGAAAGCCUGGUACUACGUGUAUUUUGUUAGGUCAAAUUGGGUCGAGCAGUAUUGGCGCAUGGUACCUCGGAAAUUUAAUGGUCUUUAGGUGUCCCGUAUUCACGAAAGAACGUGCACUGUAUUUAACAAGUCUCGGACCUAAUUACACUAACUUGGCUGACUGCAUUUUGAAUACAGUGAAACCUGACUUUGCCCUCCUUAUCGCGUCUGGCGCACUGAAUGGCGUUCGCGAAGUGAAGUUUGAAGGAGGUAAAUUCGAUACGACUCGACGAAAGUCUUACGGCGGCACCUACUUGAGAUACGCCGUCGAGACGAUGGUGUCAGAAACGAACAUCGAUUGGGACGCCGUCAUGGACGCGACGAACUCGCAUCUGGGCGAGUUACAAGAUAAUCUGCUUCUCAGUUACGAGGCUCAGAAUCCCAAUAUCGUCCACUUGUACCCUCUGGCCGUCGCCAAUCCUGCCGCCGUUGUGAGAAGCAUGUUUCCGGGUCAACCUGGUUUCCGAGUGGUCUCAGCCCCAGAGCACCGGGUAUCGCAGCAACCGCCUUUGUCGAUAUCCCCGAUUAUAUCUGUCCGAUUAGAAAGUCAGCAAUACCGGGGACUUGUACCCGCUGCGAUCUUGGUGGGCGGCGUACCGGUGUUCUUGUAUCUUUUUGCAAGGGUGGUCGAAUUGAACUCCACCGAGGAGGAGCAAGCCCUGGCUCUCUCCAUAGUCCUGCAUCUUGUACGCAGCGACUCGGAACUUUUCAAUCAGUACCGAUCGGAGAGUGGCACGUCGCUGUUACUGCGAGUGUUAGAGUCCCCGAGGUGUCACGCUGGUAGGCAUAUCUUGAAAGCGAUAUUGGACGCGGCAUGCGACAGCUCGAUCAUCAUCAAAGACGUCGGCAGCGGCAAUCACUCGAUCUCGCAAAACUGCGAGGCUGUGAUCACCGAUCCAGAGUUGAUCAAGGGCGCGCUCACCGCGUGGAGGACCUGGGCGAAGUACGAUACGUUGAACUUGCUGCUGCAAGCGUUGCUCUUGCUGUUACGUGACCAACAUUCGCAACGCGAGUUCAACGCGUCUCAAUUGAAUCGAGUCGGUAUCGUGGACACGAUUCUUACUUUGUGCAAGGAGCAUGUGUACGAAGAUCUGGGUGCCAUAUUGGAUCCGUCUACUGGUACCGCGGUUGUGGAAUUGGUGCGUGCCUUGAUGGGCGCACCCCCGGAGUUCGCUCAUUUGGUCGCCAUCACCGAUUACCUGGUCGUCGUUCAUCAAGCCUCGGAAACAUACGUCACUCACUCGCGACACAAUAUCUACUUCAUGCUGCCACAGCUCGCAGGCGAAAAGAAGACGAAUCUGAAGACGGGUGAUAACGUAAGCGUCGUUUCCUCCGACGACUCAAUAGGCAUCGUGGAAAAUAGCAAGCUGAACAAGGCGUUGACGAACGUGCAGAUUCAGAAAAAUCGGGCUCCUAAGAGGAAGGAACGUAGAAGCGCGUUGUCGAAGGACGUCAGCGCCGGGGAAGAUUCCGGGAUCGCUGCCAGUGACGGAUCUAAUCCUCAGAGCAAUGAAAGGCAAUCGGCAUGGACGGAUGAACGAAGAGCCUGCCAAGGCUUAGUCUGCGAAGGUCUGCUGUUGUUAUUGCGAGACGCUGUAAGAGUAUUACCCGACAGCCAAGUUGGAUCAGUGUUGAAGCAUGUCUUGAGAGCCGAAUUACUAUUAGUGUUGGCUAAUAAUCCUGACGCCAGAGUCCGCACAGCGUUAAUCAAGGUGGUGCAAACCUACUUGCAACGAGCUAGCGACGAGGAAGUUAACAAAUUUAUCAAACUAAAGUAUUUCAUGCAUCUAGGAAAUCAGAUAGCUUUGUAUCCCGGAAGCGAGCCGUUGGUCGUCGCUUUAGAGAACUUGGCUCUGCGGGGUCCGACCUUGGCGGCGAUGCCACCGUUAAUGGCAAUGGUUGCGAAGGCGGCGGCCUUUGAACCAAACGUGGCCAGGCCGAUAAUAUCAUUCAUAACCGACGUGAUAGCGAAGAACAUGAACGCACUGAAAGUACUGUUGGAGCAAGGCCUGAUCGAGUCGUUGGCGCAAGCUUUGAUCGCGACCGCGCACAGAGGCGGCUCGACGUCUCUUCAUCGAGACAUUCAUGUGCUGUUCGUGACGAUCGCGACGAAACUGCUGGAAUUACCGGGCAGCCAUCAGAUGCAAACGAUACUGGACCUGCAUGUGAUACUCGAUUACGUGGAGUUGAUAGAGAAGUUGCAAUGUCGCGCGAGCUCGGCCUGCACGGCCAUAAGGGAUGCCCAAGUCGCGUUGUUCGACGGAGAGCUGGACACGCUUACGACAAAGAUGUCGAGCCACUCAGGAUUUCGUCUGCGUAGCACCGCAUCUUAUUUGGCUUCGGCGUCAUAUUUGACUUCAGUUCUUACGACGUCUAGCGAUCAGAGCGACCAUGGGUCUCGUUCAUCUAGUUACACGAGUCUCUACACAGGCACGCCCGCACCAACACGGGAACCCGGCAAGGGAGAAUUGAACGAUCGCUUUCGCAUUAUUGUCACACGUGCGGUCGAGUUUAUAACGGCGGCCGACGCGUCGCCAUCCGUCAAUGAGCUGCAGCUAACGAGAAGACUGUUCUCCACCCUUCUGCACGGCUUGUGCAGCCCGCUGGAGAAGAAAAAUCACUGGAGCGGCACGUGGUCCGUCAGACCGGCCUUGAGAAAGUAUACCGCUAGAAUCAUGGUGUGGCUGCUGGAACCUCAUCAGAGCAUCAACACGAGAGUCUACGCCGUUCGAUCUCUAAUGGAGGAGCCGAGAGCUCGAGAAAUUCUGUCGUGCAUCUUGGAGGUUCAUCCACAGAUGGAGCAAAAGUUCACCGUAUUCUUUUGGGACCUGUUGCAAAAACGAGACGAGAUGCCCAGUGCUGACGCGAGAGUGUGUGCCGAACUAAGGGAAGCUCUACGGGUGUGGGACCUCGCUAAGGGAAUAGAGCAGGCUAAUCCCGAAGCGUGGAACGACGAGUUAGCUUUACUGCGUCGGGACUUGCUUUUGGACCGAGACGUCUGUAUCGAUAAUUAUCCUGCAAUUUUAAGAAUCGGCAAGAGAUUCGAUGCGUUGGCCAAACAGUUAACCGAAAGUGCUAUGACGAUAACACGGGCGGUCGUAGAGGAGCAAAAUCGUGAGCGGAAGAUAUUGAUGGAGCAAUUGAAACACACCCGGGCGCUAGAGGCUCAAGCGGUAGCCAGAUGGAGAGACUUGGCCAAGCGGUUGACUCACGAACGGGCACCCUGGCAUUUUCCUGAGAACUACCCGAGAAGCUGGGAAUUGGAUCCGACCGAAGGCCCUGCGAGAGUCAGAAUAAGACUUCAGAGAUGUCACUUAAACAUCGAAAAGAGAUUCUUUCUGCCUAAACAUCAAGAUAAAUUAGACUUUUCCAAUACGGAGUCACCGUUGUCGUAUUUGUUCACAAGUGGCCGUCAAGACACCAAUGCUUCGACGCUAAUUGAACGGCUGCAUACGAGCGAGAGGAUACGCAAGAUGUCUCAGGUCAAAGUUGUCACUCCUAGAGCCGAGCUAGCCGGCGAGGUUCUCAUCGGUGAGACAUGUGUGUACUUUGUUCCCGAGAAUCCCGACGUGCCGUUACACGCAGACGCAGCACUGGGCGAUCUGGACUUGGCUAUGGCCGGGGGCACCGCGUGGCGUCUGGAAGACAUUCGCGAACUGCACAGAAGAAGAUACCAAUUGCAAGAGACGGCCAUUGAGAUUUUUCUCAUCACCGGCAGAACGUAUCUGCUAGCGUUCAACUCAGCCAAGGAAAGGGACGAAUUCGCGACGGAGCUGUCCGCUUGCAACUUACCCAGACGAAUUCCCGGCGAUGACUUGGGAGAGGCUCUAGCCCUGUGGAGAAGCGGUGCGCUUACUAAUUGGGAAUACAUAACUUGCCUGAACAAAUUAGCGGGCCGUUCGUACAAUGACUUAAUGCAGUAUCCCGUAUUCCCGUUUGUCCUGGCGGACUACGUCAGCGAGAAAAUCGACUUGAACAAUCCGAAGAUUUACCGAAACUUCAAACGACCUAUGGCUGUGCAAGAUAAAAAGAACGAGCAACACUACAUUGAUAAUUACAACUACUUGAAGCAAGCUUUAACGGAAGGAUUAAAUCUAAUUGUCUUGAAUCAGGAACCUUACCAUUAUGGUUCUCAUUAUAGUAACUCCGGAACCGUGUUACAUUUCUUGGUACGGCUUCCACCAUUCACCAGCAUGUUUUUAUGUUAUCAAGAUAAUAAUUUUGAUAUUCCCGACCGAACGUUCCAUGCAUUAGCCACCACGUGGAGAUUAACUAGUUGCGACUCGACGACAGAUGUGAAGGAAUUGAUACCGGAAUUCUUUUACUUACCUGAAUUUUUACUGAAUUUUGAGGGAUUCAAUUUCGGUGUACGACAGAACGGUAACAAAGUCGGGGACGUUGAACUGCCGAAAUGGUGCGGCGGUGACGCGCGUCUGUUCGUAUUGGGACACAGAGCCGCGUUGGAAGCGGAUAUCGUGAGGGAGGUUUUGCCGUAUUGGAUUGACCUCGUGUUCGGAUUCAAACAAACAGGAAGACCGGCGGUAGAGGCUAUAAACGUUUUCCAUCCCGCUACAUAUUACGGUUUCAACGUGGAGCAAAUAGUCGACCCUGUAGCACGACAAGCCUGGGAAACCAUGGUGCGGACUUAUGGUCAAACGCCCGCGCAGCUAUUCAGAGCUGCUCAUCCGUUGUCGAUGCAAAAUCUCAAUAAUGUAGUGCAAUCUAGUCAGAUACCACAGGUCAUCGAAGGAAUUAGUGGUAUAAAAUGGGGAAAUUAUGUAGGCGCCCCUGGCAAUGAGCCUGUAUUAUGUUGGAAGCAUAAGCACAGAUCUCCAUUGGCUUCCCUGGUACCUCUGACAACCGGUGACGUAUUUGGUCUGCCUAAUUACACCACCCUUCUCCUCGGUUAUACCAAGGAAAAAGGUGGUAGUAUGUUAAGCUGCACGUCCGUGUUGGGCGCCGCGUUAGCGUCAUGGAAUGGAACAGAUGGAAUCGCCAGAUUAAAGUGUAAAAAAGAACAACCGCCAAGGCCUUUAAUUAAAUCUUCAGGCCUCGAUCCUAUCACGACACUGGGCUCUGCUCCUGAUUGCGGGCAGCUCUGGGUCGGACAUUUGUCGGGCAGAAUCACAGUGCACACAUACACUAUUGGAGCUACGGGCAAAAUUGAAUUCAGCUUAACGCCCGCGUCGGUACUGCUGGCUCACAGAAGUUGCGUGACGGUGAUUUCCCUGUCACGUGCGUUCAGUGUCGCCUGUUCCGGUGACGGCAGUGGCGUCCUGAUUAUUUGGGACUUGAACAGCUUGACGUACGUGAGGUCAAUAGUCUACGACCAAGGCUAUCCUAUACAUCUUCUGGGUGUCAGCGAGACACUCGGAGACGUAGCAGUUAUUUAUGAAAUUCUUGAACCGGAGGAGAGCAGUGUGAUCUUCAAUCAGUCUGAGUUGAGAGUUUACACCGUGAAUGCGAGAGCUGUGGGCUCCGUUCUGUCCAGAAGACGCAUAACGGCUCUUUGCUAUAGCAACGCUCCGGAAGGUGUUUCUGUCAAUGUUAUUGCGACUGGUUUGGAUAACGGGUUAAUUAGGUUGUGGAGUAGCUGGGAUCUACAAUUAGUCAGAGAAAUUACGAACAGCGUGAAGGGAUGCGGUGCGAUAAUCGCUGUAGCGUGGGCUUUGGAUCAGCACCAUUUGUACGCGGCCACGGAAGAUUCCACCAUCCUCAUAUGGGAAGGAUCGAAGCGCCUGAGCACGGGUACCCCGAAAUUCGUUAAUUUAACGUCACUAUGAUCUGCAUCGUCGUUAUCCGAACAUUCCAAAGUGACAUGGACACUCAAUGGCGCCACACAGUAACGAAAAAGAAUAUCUAUAUGAGAGUAAGAUUCACUUUUGAAAUAUCAAAUGUAUAUAUUCGAUGUUACUUCGUUUGUAAUCAUAACGUUAAUAAGCCUUUUCAAAGUCGUUAACAACGCCUGAUUGGAUAUGCAAUUUCUCAUGCAAUGUGUUAUUAUUAUUUAUGGAUCAAUGUAUUAAUUAAUUUAAAAUUACGCUGCCAUUCGUCGAAUCCGUCUUCUUCUCGGUCAUACGAACACGACAUAUGGUGAGAAAGAAUGAACAAUAUACCGAAGUAUUAUUUUACUGACA